AUGGCGCCGAAGCAGAGAACAGCGAGGAAGGUGAGCCAGAACCCCGAACUGAUUAGGGGAAUCGGAAAGUACUCGAGGUCCAAGAUGUACCACAAGAGGGGACUCUGGGCCAUCAAGGCCAAAAAAGGCGGCGUUUUACCUCGCCACGAUCCCAAACCUAAGCCUCAAGCACCUUCUCAGAAGCCUGCCAAAUUUUAUCUUGCUGAUGACGUCAAAAAACCCUUUGUCAACAAGCACAAGCCCAAACCUACCAAGCUCAGGGCUAGCAUUACUCCUAGAACAGUGCUGAUUCUUCUAGCCGGNNNUUUAAAAAUUGGUUCUAGGUGUAGUUCACUAUCUUAUGUAUUUUUGCUUGUCCCUUCAGGCCCUUUCAAAAUCAAUGGAGUGCCUUUGAGACGUGUGAACCAAUCCUACGUCAUUGGUACAUCAACCAAAGUAGAUGUCUCUGGUGUUAAUGUGGAUAAAUUUGAUGACAAAUAUUUUGCAAAGGAAGCUAAGAAGAAGAAGAAAAAAGAAGAGGGAGAGUUCUUUGAAUCAGAGAAAGAGGAGAAGAAAGUGCUGCCCCAGGAGAAGAAAGAUAAUCAGAAAAUGGUGGACUCUGCUUUGUUAAAAGCCAUUGAAAGCGUUCCAGAUUUGAAGGCAUAUAUUGGUGCUAGGUUUUCCCUCAAGCAAGGCAUGAAGCCUCAUGAGCUAGUUUUUUAAAAGCGUUUUACACUUGUUUUUAUCAUAUUCUGUUUUUUAUUAAAUUUUUGUCCUAAUAGUUUUGUUGCUAUAAUUUUAUUUCUGGUAGACUAAUGAAGAACACGGUUAUUUUUGUUAGGCAAAAUAUUUCGGGAAUGUUUAUUCAAGUAUUCAACCAAUUUUACUCUUGCGUGUAAA
This is a messenger RNA of Arachis duranensis, 879 nucleotides long. Its product is annotated as 60S ribosomal protein L6-1-like. The transcript has 4 exons. Gene Ontology annotation, molecular function: structural constituent of ribosome; RNA binding. Gene Ontology annotation, biological process: cytoplasmic translation; ribosomal large subunit assembly. The record is from RefSeq and is a predicted model, not a curated record. Gene Ontology annotation, cellular component: ribosome; cytosolic large ribosomal subunit. Bases 1 to 702 code for a protein of 233 amino acids. NCBI's taxonomy places the organism in Eukaryota, Viridiplantae, Streptophyta, Magnoliopsida, Fabales, Fabaceae.